Molecule: messenger RNA, 1885 nt
Organism: Plutella xylostella (diamondback moth)
Lineage: Eukaryota; Metazoa; Arthropoda; Insecta; Lepidoptera; Plutellidae
Source: RefSeq, a predicted model, not a curated record
AUGACGCUAGGCGAAGCACUAGCAGCGGGCGGCGACGCCGGCGCGGCGUUACGCGCGCGCGUGUCCCGCUACGAGGCGUUGUUGCGCGGCGCGCCGGACGCGGUACACGCGCGCACUGGCGCCGCGAGAGCAGAGCGGAAUGCGCGACGUCUGCUGGAGCAGUUGGAGUCGCUGCUGGCGUGGCUGGACGUGGAGCCUCUAGAGUUCGAACCGGAGCUGGGCUCGGCCGCGGGGCGCGCGCGGGCGCUCGCCGCCGCCGACGCAUUGCGGACCGCUCUCAAGACUACUGGACCGGGCCCCUGCGGCGCGGAACUAAAACGCCUAUCCGCAGUCCGCGAGCGCAUGCGCCGAGUGCAGCGAGCCAAGGAGCGCUACGCGGCGGCCAUCGGCAGGCACCUCAACAACCUUCUCAUUCACGCCGGCAACGCCGCCGCCGCCGCGCCCGCCGCCCAGCAUCACCAGACACUGCUGCAGUACAGGGGCUUCAUGAGGUGGCUGCGGGAGAUGGAUGAGAGGACCUACGACGCGCUUAUGAAGGUGUACGUGUCGACGUGGAGCAAGGUGUACGAGCGCGAGGUGCGAAGUGCCUGCGAGGCGGCCGAGCAGCCCGCCGCCGGCGCCGCCGCGCUAGACAAUGUGCUGUCGCUAGUGGAGACCAUGUGCAACGCCGAGCAGGAGUUCGUCACGCAGUUCUUCGCUCUAGACGUGGAUCUAAAGGCGGAAGGCAGCGACGGGUCCCGCAGCGAGCACUCGGAGGGCGGGGGCGCGGGGCGCGCGGGGGCGGAGGCGCGGAGACUGAUGCAGGAGCUGAUGCCCACACUGGAGGCCGAGCUGGUCAACCUGGUGCAUAGCAUGGAGAAGAGCGAGCCUUACGGCGCGAUGCGAGCGCUAGCCAUCAUCUCGCGGCGCGUGCUAGCCGGGGGCGGGGGCGCGGAGGGGGGCGCGGGGGGCGCGCUCGCCGCCGCCGCCGUCGCCGCCAAGAGGGGCGCCGACAGGGCCGUGCAGGACAUGAUAGCGACCUUCCCUGAUGCCGUGAGGGCGGGGUUGAGGAAGCCCAGGGCAGCUAUAUUGCCGUUUAUACUGGCCGCCGCCGUCGCCGCCAAUCGGGGCGCGGACCGGGCCGUGCAGGACAUGAUAGCGACGUUCCCUGAUGCUGUGAGGGCUGGCUUGAGGAAGCCCAGGGCGGCUAUACUGCCUUUUAUACUGGAAAUGGAAGAAUUCUCCACCGCCUGCGAAGCCAUAUUCGCCGGGGGCCGCCGAGCCGACCUCGACCGCUGGUACGGGUCGCUGGCGGCGGGCGCGCUGUCCGCGCUGCAGGGCGCGCCGCCCGCCCGCCCGGGCCCGCCCGCCCUCGCGCUGCUGCUCGAGAACUGCCACCGGCUGCACGCGCUGUUGCACGCCACCAGGACCGAGCCCUAUAGAAAAGAAGCCAAGGCACGCUACCAAGAGGCCCUCAACAGCUACGUGCAAGCUUCCUUCGGACAACCGCUGGAGAAGCUGCAGAAGUUCUUCCAAGGAGUGGAGGAGGCCGUGGCCCAAGGGACUCCUGAAGCGGAGAUCUGCUACCGACAACAGUUCAGCAAACACGAGUUGAGGAAGAUACUGGCUCUGUAUCCUGCGCAGGAAGUGCGCAAGUCGCUGCACCGUUUAUACCGACAGGUGGAGAAGCAGCUCAGCACCGAGGGCGGCCUGCUGCAGGUGGUUUGGCGCGCCAUGCAGCAGCAACUGUUGGCCACGCACAGCGCCCUACAGGCGCGCAUCGCGGCGUGCUACCCGGGCGCGGGGCUGGCGCUGCCGCUCACCACGCAGGACAUCCUGGACGCCUUCAGCGACAUCGCACGAGAGAACUAGUGUGUUAGUGAUACCUAACUUAUUUAUAUACAAA